ACAUUCUGUUUCUGUCUGUGCCCGAGAGAAAUGUGUGCAUAGCAAAGCUUGUGGACGCAAACAACCACUGAAAUACAAUCAACAAGCAUAGAUAACAAGUUACAUAUCUUCAAGUGGAGAAUAUGAAGCGGUUAUGCAUUUGUGAAAUCUGUAACUGUGGGCGCCACCGCUGUGCACAUCGUCCCACUGCACUGUAUGCAAAAGACAAUACCUUAUGCGCGCUGACAGAGUACAAGGAGAAAUACCCGACACAUGAGGGUUACAAUGCCCCUACCAGCCUGAAGCCCAAGCAAGCCUAUCGGAAGGACCAGGGAAGGAUGGAGGGCACCACAACUUUCAAGUCUGACUAUAUUCCCUAUGAAGUGUCACGCCGACCUGGUAGACAACAGGCUGAAUAUAAACCCUACCCUGGAGAGUUUGAUCUCGACACAACAUACAAACUUGACUUCAACCCGUAUGAGGUGCAGCCAUUUGUCCCCGUAAGACCCAAAGAAAGACCGCAUUCAAAAGGAGGGAAGCUGGAUACCCUACCAACUUACAAAGAGGAUUUUCGGCCAUGGGAGAUCAGCAAGAGGGAGCUGACCAAACCAGAAUUUACAUACCAGCCUCCUUCUGCAAAGUUUGGAAACGCAACAACAUUCCAGGAUGAUUUUGCCCCGAGAGGCUUGGUCCCUAGAGAGAGCUUCAAACCUCCCAACAUGACCAAGAUGUCCGACGCCCCUUUCGAGAGCCUCACCAGCAACCGCAUCUCCUUCAUAGCCCACCCCCUGGAGGCCAGAUUCGUCAAGGCUAAGGAGGAGUACAAGCCCAGCAGCCAGCCCUUCCAGGAUCACACCACCCACCGCGCCGAUUUCCAGGGCCUCCCCGGGCAGCUGCCCAAAAGCUGCAAGCCCGACUUCGGCAAGGUGGCCUCCGACGCCCCCUUCAGCGAGAGCACCGAGUUCCGCGACAGCUUCCAGCAGUGGCCCGUCUCCCUGCCCCAGAUGCGGCAGCAGGCGGAGUACGUGGGCCCGAGCGUGCCCAUGGACCUCAGCACCACCUCCCAGGGAGACUUCAUCAAGCAUGCCGUGCAGCCGUUCGUCUCCGUCAAGCCCCUGCCGCGCUCCUCCAAGUCCUCCGCUCCCUUCCAGGGCAACACCACCAUGAAGGACGACUUCAAAGCCUGGUCAUCACGGAGGCAGGAGAUGAUCAAGAGGCCGGAGGAGAUGAGGAAGAACAGCGGGAAGAUGGACACGUUGACCACGUUCAAGGCUCACUACACCCAGCACAAUGUCCAUCCCCCGACCAGCUGCAAGCCUGCCAACGCCCCUAUGAAGUCCGAAGCACCGUUCGACGAUGGAACCAUGUAUCGCAACGACUUCACUCCGAAGAAAAUCACUACGUGCCCUGCGAGCUUUGACUCCCCGCCUGGUUUUGUCUUUGAUAACAGCGACGAGAGAGGCCACAGGUUCUUCCACAAGCUGUUAUCUCAAAACGGUAACAAGAUGGCGGUGGCUUCCGAGAUCCAUACUCCAAAGGAAGUGGCUGUGGUGUCAUAAACUUUAAUCAUUUUUAAAGUCUACCAAUCAUGCUUUUUCAUUUCUCCCCAAAUUAUUUUUAUUUGGAUACUGGCCAUAUUUCUUUUUGUUGGCUUAGCUUACUGUAAAGUUGGACUUUGUCAGCGAUAGAAUUCCAAAGAUCAAAGCAAAUUACCCCCUAGAGCAAUAUAAUUGUGCAGAAAAGUCUAAAAAUAAUCUUCACUUAUUGUUUAGAAUAAUGCAUCAAAUGUUUUGCAACAUUAGUCAGCCA
Anguilla anguilla (European eel) is the source of this 1788-nucleotide messenger RNA. It is a transcript of the gene saxo2, whose product is annotated as stabilizer of axonemal microtubules 2. Gene Ontology annotation, biological process: microtubule anchoring. The transcript has 4 exons. Gene Ontology annotation, cellular component: centriole; sperm flagellum; axonemal microtubule. The record is from RefSeq and is a predicted model, not a curated record. Gene Ontology annotation, molecular function: microtubule binding. The coding region runs from base 123 to 1538 and encodes 471 amino acids. NCBI's taxonomy places the organism in Eukaryota, Metazoa, Chordata, Actinopteri, Anguilliformes, Anguillidae.